GUACCCUAAUGACAGAAUAGCAGCUUCCAUGUCCAGCAGACGUCACGACAAAGGUCAAGGGUCGAAGCUUUGCGGAUAACCGUGUGAACUCUGAUUGAAGUCAAUCAAAGAAUUUCGAUUUGGUAUUGGUAUUCAUUCUCCUAACACAAUGGGGAAUAAGCAUUCAUGUAGCUGCUUACGAAGCUGUCACAAGAACCCAACCAGACGGGCACACAGGACAUCUUCACAAGAAAUAGAGCGAUAUGAACCGUCCCCUGAAGAUAUUGAUGUGGAUGAGAGAUCCAAUCUCCAGCACAUUGGUGACAGAGAGACAGGAAUUGAAGAGGAUGUGUUGGAUCCAUCUGUACACCCGAGAACGAGCACCAUUUUCCUCACCAAAGCAGAGUCAUUAGAGGUAACACAAGACAGAAGAAACCACCACAAUGACAGCAGGCUGAGUUCAGUCAGUAAGAAGUUCAGUUCAUGUUCAACCAUCUUUCUAGAUGACAGCACAGUAUCACAACCGAACCUCAAGUCUACGAUACGAUGUGUGGCAUUGGCAAUAUACUACCAUAUAAAGAAUAGAGACAGUAGCAGACAAAUGGAUAUCUUUGAUGAAAAGCAGUACCCACUAUCAAAAACUCCAGUACCAGAGGAUUACGACAAACACAAUCCAGAACACAGGCAUAUCUACAAGUUUAUUCGCAUGUUAUUCAAUGCAGCUCAGCUCACAGCAGAAUGUGCAAUAGUUACAUUAGUGUAUUUAGAGAGAUUAUUAACAUAUGCUGAAAUCAACAUCACGCCUAGCAACUGGAAACGAAUGGUCCUUGGUGCUAUCCUCCUAGCUUCCAAAGUAUGGGAUGACCAAGCAGUCUGGAAUGUAGACUACUGUCAAAUUCUAAGAGAAUUAACAGUAGAAGAUAUGAAUGAAUUGGAACGACAGUUCCUAGAACUUCUUCAAUUCAACAUCAACGUGUCAGCCAGUGUAUAUGCUAAGUACUACUUUGACCUCCGAGAACUCGCUGACACCCACGAACUUGCCUUCCCACUCGAACCACUCAGUACAGAAAGAGCCCUGAAACUAGAGGUAUUCUCCAAACCAACUGAUGACAAGCCUAGAGACUUCCCACCCCACACCAGUGUAAAGAGAUCACGGAGUGCAGACAGUAUCCAAGUAGUGCCUCGAUUCUCAAACGCCAUCAUCUCAUGAUGAAGGCUUGCAUCUCACGGAGUCUGUCAUCAUGGCGAUUGGCGUCGUCAUCACAUGAUCAGCUUGGCCAUCAUCUGAUGAGUUCUGUCAUCAUGCUGUGAUCGGCAAUGGUGGCGGUGUCCAGUGAAGAGCGCCCUCAUUCAUCGUUGAGCGCUAUCAUCCUUGUGAAGUGAGUCCUCUUUGAGUGAAGACGACUGUCGUCUUGAGACAGAGGCCUUCAGCUCAUCGUGAUAUUUGAUAUAUGAUGAAUGUCCAUUUUUUUUAAAUCAACGAACCAAAGCCAAAUCUUUAUUUAUUUAUGAAUACAAAUGGUAGCGCACCUCAGAGAAUAGACUGCAUGAAGCAUAGAUUAUUUUUAAAAAAGGGACCAAAGAUUUCCCUCAUGUUUCAUUUACUUACCAUGAAUCGGGUUCCAUUUAUCAUUUGCAAGGUUCACGUAAAAGUCUGUAAUCUUAAUUUCAGCUAGUGGUUUUGUGUGAUGUUGUGAUGAAGGUCUGAAUUGUCAGACACACUUUGACGCAAUUAACUUCAAGGUUUUUUGCCAGCUGUCGUUACAACGACUGCAUGGUCAUCUUGUAAUUUGAAACUGGUUUGGAAUUGAUAUGUAAAUCUCUAUGAACUGUUUAGACGAAUGGUUUCUCACAGCAAUCAUUCAUGUACAUGCUGCAUUUUGAUAUUCAGAUUUUUAGUUACAUAGUCUACAGAAACGAAUGACAUACAUGUAGUUAUGAAUCAUGAAGAGUAACAUUUUGGUUGUACGACAUAUGCUCCGCCGACAAUUGCUCUGCAGUCAAUAUUCAUAACUGAGCAAAUUCUAAACAGCAACACUUGACCUUACCCUCUCCUACCCCUACAUCUAUUCUAAAAUUCUUUGCAACUCCAACCGGAACCCUCCAUCUUAGAGGAACUAUAUCUAGAGCAGUUGUCGUUAUAGCAUUUGUUGGAGCCCCACUAUUACGUGUAAUAUCUCCACCUCAUCUUUGUAAAGUGGGAGGGUAUCAUUCUUUGUCAAGGCAAUAUUUCAGGCAGUGUUUAGUUUUCAGCGUUAAAUUUGAAUUCCAUUCAAAAAUAUUUAGGUGUGAAAUUCCUCUACCUCUUUGAAUUCCCACCCUGUAUAUUGCAUGUUUAGACUUAUCCUGUCUCCUGUAACAUCACAUUUGUAUGAAGUACUUCACCAAACACUGUAUUUGUAAGUCCCUUUGAAUUCUUCACUUCUAUUUAUUUAUACAUAGUACAUGUAAGGUAUGUUCUGGACAUUGAAAGACCUCUUUGAAAUGAGGUUUUCACCAGGUUUAUUAAGAUUAAGUGAAAAAAAUCUCCUCUUGUUAUUGUAUCUUCACCACUUACACUCUAUAUUCACUGGACCAUUUUCUCUGUAUUCUUUGUUAACUGAUGAAAUUGGAUCACUGCAGGAGACAAAUGUAUGUGUACACUUAAUGUAUCUAUUGCACCUACUGCAAAUCAUUGGCAGUUGAAACAGAAUUUUGUCAAUUUUCAAAGAAACUAAAUCUUCAAUUUAAACCAGUGCUUAUUAAGAGCCUGCUUGGACUAUAUGAAAUUUAUACAAAACUUGUAUGAAGAAACGUAACAUAAAGAAUCAUUGUGUAGGGAAGGAAUGUGAAGACUAGAAAACAACAGCAUUUAAAGAAACUGGUUUUGAAGAGGUGAGUUGACAGGACGUCUGGCCAAUUAUCAUAACGUGAUCACGAUAAGCCCUGCCCGCUUAUACCACUUUUGUAUGAUAAGACAUUCAGAGUAUAACAGACUCUGAUUCUUUAUCACGGUUUCUUUCGAGCUGAUACACGAACAUGUGUUUCACUCUACAGCAUUUUGUUCAGCAAUGUUUCUUUAUACAAUGUACAGACUAGGCAAAAAGUAAUAAAUUAUCGCGUAUAAUUAUUGUAUACAUGUAGCUAUGCAAUGAAUUCUGAUGGUUUAUGUGAUAUCUGUGGCAUUCAUUCAAGACUUCCUAUGCUGCAUAGCUGUCAAAGCUAUUGCCAAAUGCAUGAUAUUAUAUGUACAAUUUUCAUGAAUUGUCCAAAUUUCUACAUUUUAUUUAUUAGUUGUCACAGCAACUGAAGAAUCUGACUGUAUAUCAGCAAGUUUUAGAACUAAGAAAUUUAAACAAAUUUCAAAUAUCUGUGUAUGUCACAAUGCCUGCAAGUCAAUACACUGUACAUACUUUGCAUUAAGGUAUUAAAACAUGAUCUCAAUACUCUACCUAAUAAUAUCAUGUGUGUCUUCGCCAAUGGAUUAAAGUUGCUUUAUUUUGUAUUUGUUAUAUACACCUAUAGGUGUACAAAAGGAUUCUCCCAAAGAUUGCUUUGAAAUGUCUUUAAUUUUUUGAAACCUCACAUGUUGUCUUGAAUAUUCCUUUGUCAGAUGCAGUACAAAAGAAAAAUCAUUUCCUUUUGAUCUUGAUCAUUUUGAGAGAUAAAAUGGUCUUAAAAGACACAGGUGAUGUAUGAUUCACGAAGAUAUAGUAGAGAUUUUGUAGUUGAGUGGUCUAAUCACUUGACCUGGAAUACAAAGGUCACAAGUUUGAUCCCCAGCAUAGCACCUGUGUCCUUGAGCAAGGCACUUUAUCUAUGUUGCUCCUCUCCACCCAGGUGUUUAAUAGGUACCCGUUAGGAUACAAACGUUGGUGUGAUUGAAUUAGCAUGUACUUGCUUGACAAAAGGGUGACUGACUGACUGGAAUGCUCCCCAGGGAGUGGAAAGUGUGCACUGUAACUAAAUUGCAGGAUCGUAACAGAAACCAAGGACAGAGGCAAGCGCUUUGGACUGUUACGCUGUAACUCGUAAAGUGCUUUAUAAUAACAGUCAUUACCGGUAUUAUUAUUAUCACAAUAUGGAAUGUUGAUUUUUCAGCCAGUUUCUCUGAUCAUGGAAUUCCAUUGCAAAAUUUUUAAGGAAUAUGACAUUAAAUAAGGAUGUAAAAUUUCAAUCACUGUUUUGAGGUGAAUAAGAUGAAUUGUCACAAGAAGAGGAACUGAGUGGACAUAAUCGUUAUUAUUUAAAGAGGUAAGAAUAUAUUUCCAUUUCUUUUAAAGUUGUAUUCAUGCUUAAUAUUAGCAUCAUGCUGGAAUUGCUCUGAAAUUCGAUUUUGUUAAUGCAGUACUCAUACGGUUGUUUGUACAACUGUUGCAUAGCAUAGAUGUGCAAGAUGCCCUUUAACUAAUUUUUUUCAUUACUUUGAAGGUAGAUAGAAAAUUGAUUAAAGUUUGCUAGAAAUUUUAAAGCAGAAUUCAUCAUGAGUAUAAUGUAGGAUUUCAAAUGACUUUUAAGUGUAAUUAAAUUUUAAUUUUAAUUGUAAUUGUAAAAUGUUUACAGGCCGUUUUUUUAAAACCCGAAUGACUUUGUUUUGACAAAAAUAACUAAAAGGACAGCAUCAUGUUACAUGUGUGUGAAAUAAAAAUUAAGACAAAAAAAGUUCUUGCCACAAUUA
Messenger RNA from Strongylocentrotus purpuratus (purple sea urchin), 4636 nucleotides. Its product is annotated as cyclin-Y. The transcript is spliced from 9 exons. Bases 149 to 1189 code for a protein of 346 amino acids. NCBI's taxonomy places the organism in Eukaryota, Metazoa, Echinodermata, Echinoidea, Camarodonta, Strongylocentrotidae. The record is from RefSeq and is a predicted model, not a curated record. Gene Ontology annotation, biological process: regulation of canonical Wnt signaling pathway; regulation of cyclin-dependent protein serine/threonine kinase activity. Gene Ontology annotation, cellular component: plasma membrane. Gene Ontology annotation, molecular function: protein kinase binding; cyclin-dependent protein serine/threonine kinase activator activity.